AUGGCGCCCAAAAUCAAUCAUCCGCCCAACGCCAUCUUCUUUGAAGACCACGAUGCGUCGGCUCAUCCCCCGGUUCAUGCCCACGAUUCCGUCUACUAUGGCGGAAAGGAGUUCCACAGCCGAGCGCGCAGCUACAGCAACUCUGUCCCCUCUGACCGUCGGAUGCAAGCUGCCGCUAACGAAGCGGUAAACCGAGGUCGAAGGAUGUCUCACGAUGAAAAGGGAAAUGCCCCCCGACGAUUCCUUAUCGAUGUCGACGAGACCAUUCGCCUCGUUCUAGAGCAAGAAGAUACUGAUGGUGAUUUCCAGAUCAGCGUCACAGAUUCCGGCCCAAAAGUGAUGUCCCUUGGCACGGCGACCAGCAAUGGCUUUAAGAGUUUUGAUAUCCGAGGAACAUAUAUGCUGUCGAAUCUUCUCCAAGAGCUUGCACUCGCUCGCGACCACGGGAGGAAGCGCAUCGUUCUCGACGAGGCGCGCCUCACCGAAAACCCGGUCGACCGUCUCUCCCGUAUGAUCCGUACCUCGUUCUGGAACUCCCUUACUCGGCGCAUCGACGGCGACGGUCUGGAAAUCAUUGUUGCUGAUCCCAAAAACCGUACGGCCAAUCUGAAGCCUCGCAUUUACGUUCCUGCUGGUGAGCCCAAGAUGGCCGAGUAUUACCGCAAGGUAGCCAGGGACAAGCCUCAUCUUGGCCUGGAAGUCGAGGUUAUGCCACCCAAGUGUGAUGACCCUGUGUAUGUCAAGAGUCUGAACGAGAGUCCCGGAAUUUUAGCUCUUGCUAUGCGGGAAGCGCCCGAUGGGCAAGGGGGGACAACUCUAAAGGGCAUUCCGUUCAUUGUGCCUGGGGCACGUUUCAAUGAGCUGUACAACUGGGACUCGUACUUUAUCUCGCUGGGACUAUUGGUUGAUGGCCAAGUCGAGAUGGCACAAGGAAUGGUCGAGCAUUUCAUAUUUGAGAUCAAGCAUUAUAAUAAAAUCUUGAACGGAAGCCGUAGCUACUACCUCUGCCGUUCGCAGCCGCCAUUCCUCACCGAUAUGGCCCUGCAAAUUUAUAACCAACUCGAUCGCCGCAACUAUGAUGCCAACCACCAAUGGCUCAAGCGUGCUAUCCAAGCCGCUAUCAAAGAGUACCACAGCGUCUGGAUGUCUCUUCCUCGUCUCGAUCCCAAGACGGGUUUGUCUCGCUAUCGUCCUGAUGGUCUUGGUAUCCCUCCCGAGACGGAAGCUACCCAUUUCACUCACAUCCUAGAGCCUUAUGCACGCAAGCAUGGUAUCUCCAUUCUCGAGUUUAGCGAAAAGUACAACGACGGCGUUAUUAGCGAGCCCGAGCUCGACGAGUAUUUCCUCCAUGAUCGCUCCGUCCGUGAAUCUGGCCACGAUACGACCUACCGCUUUGAAAAACGAUGUGCCAAUCUCGCAACUAUUGAUCUCAACGCCUUGUUGUACAAGUAUGAGAUUGACAUUGCGACGGCUAUCAGGGAUGUGUUUGACGAUGCUCUCGAGCUCGAGGACGAGUUCCUUCUUUCGCCAUUUCCUCCUUGCCCCGAGGUAUUCGAUGAGACUGGUCCCAAGGAAAAGAGACUCAGCACUAAACAUGUGCAGUCUAGCGAUGAGUGGUUCCAACGUGCGCUGUUCCGAAAGGACAGGAUCGACCAGUACCUCUGGAACGACGGCAAGAAGCUGUAUUUUGACUACGACACUGUUCGCGAGAAGCAGAUUCUCUACGAGAGUGUCACCGCCUUCUGGGCGAUGUGGGCUGGAUGCGCGAGCGAGGAACAGGCCUGGAAACUCGUUUCUCAAUCGAUUACCAAGUUCGAGGUCAUUGGCGGUCUCGUCUCUGGAACUGAGGAAUCGAGAGGUAAAAUCUCUUUGGACCGCCCCAAUCGUCAAUGGGAUUUCCCAUACGCCUGGCCGCCUCAUCAAAUCAUGGCCUGGGUUGGUUUGGAGCGAUACGGCUAUCUCGAAGAGGCACAACGUCUUGCCUAUCGCUUCCUGUACAUGAUGACCGUUGCAUUUGUCGACUUUAAUGGUGUUGUCCCUGAAAAGUUCGACGCCGUGAAACUGUCUCACAUGGUUGACGCUGAAUACGGUAACCAAGGAAUUGACUUCAAGAUGAUUCCUCGCGAGGGCUUUGGGUGGAUGAACUCCGCAUACCAAGUAGGACUUUCCUUCCUCACCCAGCACAUGCGACGGGCUGUCGCAGCCUGCACAAGCCCCGAAGUGUUCUUCCGCAACGAGCCCAAUGCUGCGUCUGGCGCUGCUCGUGACUACCAGGCUUCUACCGAUCCUCUUGGUCUGGCGAUGGAAAGCCUGGCGAUGUCUUAA
Molecule: messenger RNA, 2325 nt
Organism: Rhizoctonia solani
Lineage: Eukaryota; Fungi; Basidiomycota; Agaricomycetes; Cantharellales; Ceratobasidiaceae
Product: trehalase
Exons: 12
Coding region: 1-2325 (774 amino acids)
Biological process (GO): trehalose catabolic process
Cellular component (GO): cytoplasm
Molecular function (GO): alpha,alpha-trehalase activity; calcium ion binding
Source: RefSeq, a predicted model, not a curated record